AAAAAGGAAAUGAUUAUUUCAUGUUGGUGGUGGUUUUUGGUCUGAGCAGAUUCAACUUAGGUAGUGUAGAAGUCAGUUAGGUUCUAGAGUGAGUGAGAGGUGAGAGUCAAUUCUUCUUCUCCUUCUUCUUCUUGUUGUUUUGAUCCAAAGAGUGAGGUUUCUUCUUUCUUUCCUUGAGUUGUGAGCUAAAGAUGUCGCAGAGUCAGAGUAAGAAACUGACGCCGAAUCUGGAUAGGCAGAGCACCAAGGUGCUGAAUCUCACCGUCCUCCAGCGCAUCGAUCCCUUCAUCGCCGAGAUUCUUUUCACCGCCGCUCACGUCUCUUUCUACGAAUUCAACAUCGAAACUAAUCAGUGGAGUCGCAAGGAUGUCGAAGGAUCUCUAUUUGUUGUCAAGAGGUCAUCAAUGAACACUGCUUCUUCCUCUUUCCAUAUGCUUCGGUUCAUGUGCACUUUGAUCCUUGACCAAUUUCCCUUGUUUUUUUAUUUUGCGUCUUUCAGGAAUGUGCAGCCUCAGUUUCAGUUCAUUGUCAUGAAUCGACGAAAUACAGACAACCUAGUAGAGAAUCUAUUGGAUUUUGAGUAUGAACUUAAGAAGCCAUACCUAUUAUAUCGGAAUGCAGCUCAAGAAGUUAAUGGUAUAUGGUUUUACAAUGAAGAUGAAUGUGAAGAAGUUGCAAAUCUCUUUAAUAGGAUACUUUCUGAAUACUCAAAGAUACCUCCAAAUGCAGUAAUGCCUUCAGUCAAAAGUGAGUCCAAGGAAGUGCCAGUGUCAGUUGUAGCAGAAAGCCCUCUGGAGUCCUCUUCAGCUCCUGCUUCUGCAGCUGAAGCUUUUGGAGGUCCUGUGUUUUCGACCAUCUUCAGUACAUCUAAGACUGCUGGAAAUUCAGAUAUAGAAAAUUUUAGACAGCCUUCUGCCACUGUAACUUCCACAUCUCAAAGUGGUAUUUUGUCCCCUGCACCUGCUAUACAAAUACCAUCUGCCUCUCCUUCAGGUUUAUCUUUGUCUGGCUUCCCGGUUGGCCCUUUUGAAACAUUCAACAGUGGCAAUCAAGUCACGAAUCUUGUUAAGCCUUCUAGUUUCUUUGCCUCCGCUUCUUCAUCUUCACAAAUAAGUGCACCUAUUUCUUCUUCUUCAUCCCCUAGCACAGCUCUUCAACAUUCAUUGAAUAUGCCACACCAAUAUGGAAGGACGAUGCCGCAACCCUUUCCACCACCUAAUCUUUCUCCGUCUCUUCCCACUGGUUCUAGCCUCACUCCUAAUCAAGCUACCAUCAGCCGGGACAAAGUCCGUGAUGCACUCUUAUCUCUGGUUCAGGAUGAUCAAUUCAUUGACUUGGUGUUCCAAACAUUUCUGAAGCUGAAUCAUUCUUGAGGAGUUCGAAUUUUGAGUGUUGGGUGAAAACCUGGUAUAAAUGACUGCUGUACAUAAUAGUUACACUCCCACAUUACUAACAGGAGCCUCAUAUCUCUCAUUAAAACGUAGUAUAGAUGUCCGACUGUAUGCCUGUUAAGUCUGUCCUCGUUCAGUGCUUCGUCUGUUUGAAUCUACUGAGUUUUGGCCACCACUCUUCCAAGUAUAUCUGUGAUGGCCGAUUUCCCAAUAUACUAUGACAUAAUAUAAGUGAAAUUAACACAUAAUAUUCACCGAAUUCAUGUACGUAUAUGUGGACAAUGACGAAAUAAAAUGAUAAUGAAUAUAUAUGAGAAUGGAUAUUGUCACUCUUAGUUUGAUAAUGUCAUUUUUUUUUAUAAAUUUACGCAAAUAUACAAUUAAAAAAAAUUAUGUAUGAUUAUAUGUGGAGUAACAUUAUAAAAAAAAUGAGUGACAAUAUCAUUUCUCUAUAUAGAGAUAUAAAAAUUUAAUACACUAAAUACUAUUGUAACCGUCCAUGUGUACCCGAGAUUUAAUGGUGAAAUAUUAUGGAGAAUUCAUAGUCUCUAAUUCCGGUGUAUUGAAGUGGUCUGUAAUGAUCUAAUGGUAAUUUGGUGGUUCGAUUUUCUUCUUUCUACAUUUUAUUUUCAGUUUGCUAGCACCUAUGUUCCUUUGUAUAAACAUGGGGAUCCUAUGUAAUUUAGUUUUAUAUCAGGUCUUCUGUUUUGGAAUAAAUACAUUGCAGUGUAGUACUCUGCUUUGCUUAUUAGUUAUUACAUUAGAAGUUUAGAACA
Molecule: messenger RNA, 2167 nt
Organism: Arachis stenosperma
Lineage: Eukaryota; Viridiplantae; Streptophyta; Magnoliopsida; Fabales; Fabaceae
Product: mRNA-decapping enzyme-like protein
Exons: 7
Coding region: 192-1373 (393 amino acids)
Biological process (GO): deadenylation-dependent decapping of nuclear-transcribed mRNA; positive regulation of catalytic activity; deadenylation-independent decapping of nuclear-transcribed mRNA
Cellular component (GO): P-body
Molecular function (GO): mRNA binding; enzyme activator activity
Source: RefSeq, a predicted model, not a curated record